AUGCAUCCUGCACCCAGUCUGUCGGAGUCAUUUCCUAAAGACAGCAAGAGUGAGGAUAGAGGUCAACACGUCUCUCAUCAGCAUGAGCAGCAGCAGCAACAACAGCAGCAAUCACAGUCCGGCGGGCAUCAUCAUCAACCUGCUCAGCAACAACUUCAACCACACCAGGGAGCACACCCCGAGCACGUGCGACAUGGAAGCCUUCCAGCAUCACCAGGCCAGUCGGCGACGCCGAUGAGGAAGGACACGGGCUCAUCCACGUCGACAACUACUACCGAUACGACGACAAUCUCCAAUGUCUCGAAUGACACUAACUCGACGGCUUAUAGCGUAGAAUCGUCACAGUCCAUCUUCUCGGUCAAGGAUGGAUCAGAGAUCUCGCACAAUCGUCGUGCUAGUCGUAGGAGGACGGGACCUUUAUCUGCCCAGCAGAGGGAGAAAGCCGCACUGAUUCGGAAGCUGGGCGCGUGCGCCGACUGCAGAAGGCGGAGGGUUGCUUGUCACCCAAACCAUCAUAAUAUGACGUGGGAAGAUGCUAUGCGGAAAUAUCGCUCCUCCAGCCCUUUGCAGGAGCUGGCGCCCCUGCCUGGUCGCCGGAUCAGCCCCGCGCCAAACCAUGCAGCCCGUGUCAGACAUCACUUCCCCCAAGAUCCUCAAGAGAUGGAAAUUGACUCCACCCCCGCUACUCCUAACAACGCUCAUAAUACGCCAGGGCGGCCACCGCUCAGCGACGCUAGGAUCCGGACGCCUCUUCCGUCAGGCCCGAGGCUGGAGAAGCCCAUCUCCACGUCUCCCCUGGCUGCUGCACCGAACCAUUUCGCACCCCUGCCAAGUAUCGACUCGAUCAAGGUAGAGCUCGAGAAUGCCGCGUCGAGGAUUCUAUCCUCGCCUUACCGCAGUCGCUACAGCAGCGUCUGCGCGCUUCUGAUCUACUGGCAGGAUGAUGAGCACCCCGGUGUGGCAGCCGCGGUAGAAGAAUUGGCCGGGGUCUUUGAUAAGUACUACCAUUUUGCGUACGAGGUGCUCAAGAUUCCGUCGUCCGCGUCGGACGGCUGUACCAACUCGUGGAGGUGGCUCUCGCGGAUAAUCAAUGAUUUCACGGACAAAAGCGACACCAGGGACGUUCUGAAAAUUGUGUACUACAACGGGUAUAGUUACUUGGACGAGCAUAGGGAGAUGGUUCUGGCAAGUUCUCGGGACCGUGCGAAGGCUUCGACUAUUCGAUGGAGCGGUAUACAACAGAUAUUAGAGGAAGCGCGCUCGGACACUCUCAUUGUAAUGGAUGCUGCAUACUUUCCGUCUUCAAAGAUGGUACGGCAGAAGGGAGUGUUGGAGCUCAUUGCGGCCUCAUCCUCGGAAGACUACUUUGACGUGUUGGACCGAAACGGGUUUACGAGAACGCUAGCUGACCAACUCCGAACACGGGCCACCCAACGAUUUCCGAAUCCCCUGUCAGCCGCCGAGCUGCAUUCGAAACUCCUAUCCGUCUACCCCAAGAUCAUCCAAGACAAGCACCCGGAGAAGGGGGUGAUACUAAGCUUCCCUUCGCCGCUGCACAUACAAAUCUCGGGUUACUCGAGGUUACCUUCGAUUACGUUAUCUCCACCGCAACCACCUCGGGCGCUGUACCCCGAGAACCCUCAUGGCCCUCAGUUGACAUUCUCGAUGCGGUUGACCGAGGACGUGGUCAACCUUGAGAGCUGGGCCGAAUGGCUUCGUAUGAUGCCGGAUGGGAUCAGAGACGUCAAAGUCGAAGGUCCAUACACAACUACGUUUAGGUGA
Messenger RNA from Daldinia childiae, 1782 nucleotides. RefSeq lists its product as uncharacterized. The record is from RefSeq and is a predicted model, not a curated record. The coding region runs from base 1 to 1782 and encodes 593 amino acids. Lineage: Eukaryota; Fungi; Ascomycota; Sordariomycetes; Xylariales; Hypoxylaceae. The transcript is spliced from 3 exons.